GCAUUUUUACAAGUUCAUAAUUCAUAUAUGAAGUCCCACAAAAGCGAGAGCCUUAAAGAUAUUCUCUGCUUUCUCUCUUCUCUGCAAUUUCCUGUAGAGAAUAUGUUGCCUUUGCUAGCUUUCUUCAUAUCCCACUGUAUUGCACUUGCUACUUCUCUAAAUAAUGAAGGUUUUGCUCUUCUGUCCUUUAAACAGUCCUUAGAGAACUCCACUGCUGGUUAUCUUGAUAACUGGAACUUGUCUGACAUCAACCCGUGUUCGUGGUAUGGAGUUCGAUGCAAAGAGGGACGAGUCAUUUUUCUCAAUCUUCCAGAUAAGAGACUUUCUGGAUUUCUAUAUCUUGAUACUGGGAAGCUGGCUUCUCUUCGCCAUCUUAAUCUCAAGAACAAUUGCUUCUAUGGAAGCUUGCCUGUUAAGCUGUUUAGUGGAACAGGGUUAACAACAUUGAAACUCUCAGGAAAUUCAUUUUCUGGGCCAGUUCCUGAUGAGAUGGGGAACCUCAAGGACCUGCGGAUCCUUGAUCUUUCACAGAAUUCUUUCAAUCGUUCAAUACCUUCAUCUCUUCUUCAUUGCAGGAAACUGAGGCAGCUUUUACUUAGUCAAAACAGCUUCACCGGCUUUCUACCAGAUGGGUUCGGAACCAAUUUGGUAAUGCUCCAGAAACUGAAUCUUUCAUUUAAUAACUUUAGUGGUUUUAUCCCCAGUGACCUAGGCAAUUUGUCGAAUUUGCAAGGAGCUCUUGACCUAUCUCACAAUCUUUUUAAUGGUUCUGUUCCUGCAAGUCUAGCAAAUCUUCCUGGAUCAGUCUAUAUUAAUCUCUCUUAUAACAAUCUAAGUGGUGCCAUACCACAAAAUGAUGUUCUUCUGAAUGUAGGACCAACAGCUUUUAUUGGCAACCCUCUCCUCUGUGGGCUCCCAUUGAAAACUUUUUGCCCUUCAAGUCCAAAACCCUUACCAUAUAAACCAACUCAACAAUCUCCAGGAGGCAGCUCUGGGCGGAGCCGGCGUCUUGUGAUUGCCAUUGUUGCCAGUACAGUGUUGGGAAUUUGCCUUAUCAGUGUGCUGUUCUCUUACUGGUACAGGAAAGUCUAUGUUUGUAAAGGGGGCAAACGUGUUGAGGGCAGUACUUUUGAAGAGAAAUCAAUAGUUAGAAAGGAAAUGUUCUGCUUCAGAACAGAUGACUUGGAGUCUCUAUCUGAAAAUAUGGAGCAGUACAUUUUCAUGCCGUUAGACUCCCAAGUUAAAUUUGAUCUCGAACAACUUCUGAAAGCUUCUGCUUUUCUUCUGGGAAAGAGCAGAAUAGGCAUUGUCUAUAAAGUUGUUCUAGAAAGGGGGCCAACUGUAGCAGUGAGAAGACUAGAAGAUGGAGGUUCUCAAAGGUACAGGGAAUUUCAAACUGAAGUGGAAGCAAUUGGAAAGAUUAGGCACCCAAACAUAGUCACUCUUCUGGCUUAUUGCUGGUGUAUCAAUGAGAAGCUACUAAUCUUUGAUUACAUACCCAAUGGUGAUCUUGCCACUGCAAUUCAUGGAAAAACAGGAAUGACAUACUUGAAACCUCUUUCAUGGUCUACUCGCCUUAGAAUCGUGAAAGGAGUAGCGAAGGGAUUGUCUUUUCUACAUGAAUUCAGCCCCAAAAAAUAUGUCCAUGGAAAUCUAAAGCCUGGCAAUAUUCUGCUUGGAGAGAACAUGGAACCACGCAUCUCUGAUUUUGGACUUAAUCGUCUAACUUACACAGCUGAAGAAUCACUAGCAGUACAUUUAGACCAACUGACAAGCGGCACACCACAUCAGGGGUCCCCAUAUGCACUCACGCCAACAAAUUCAAGCCCAAUUAUGUCUUACUAUGAAGCUCCAGAGGGCUCAAAAGCCUCCAAGCCAUCACAGAAGUGGGAUGUUUAUUCGUUCGGAGUGAUUUUACUGGAGAUGAUUUCUGGGAAGUCGCCAAUUAUGCAGACGGGUUCAUCAGAAAUGGGUCUUGUACAAUGGAUUCAGCUUAGCACUGAAGUUAAGCCACUCUCCGAUGUGUUAGAUCCUUUUUUAGUUCAUGAUAUGGGGAAGAAAGAUGAGAUGGUAGCAGUACUUAACAUCGCUCUUGCUUGUGUACACGUGAGCCCUGAUAAGAGACCUUCUAUGAGGAUUGUUAGUGAUACUCUGGAAAGAUUGGCCUCAUUCACUUGAGGAAAUCCUCGUGUACACAUUCUUUGAAGAAACAGAUUCGUGUUCCUAGUUUUCUUCUGCAAUAAAGUGAAAUGGGUGCAUUUUUCUCAUCUGUCCACUGCCUAUUUGCUGUUUAUGUUUGUCCUGUACUGUAGGAUGGUUUUUGGGUCAAGGCAGUUUGCCAGCACCUGCCAUGUAUAUUCGUAUCCUAGCUACAGUUUCUAUUAUUCUAAAUAAAUAAUCAUAACAGUCGAUUUGUUGGAUA
Molecule: messenger RNA, 2422 nt
Organism: Hevea brasiliensis (rubber tree)
Lineage: Eukaryota; Viridiplantae; Streptophyta; Magnoliopsida; Malpighiales; Euphorbiaceae
Product: receptor protein kinase-like protein ZAR1
Exons: 2
Coding region: 28-2178 (716 amino acids)
Biological process (GO): protein phosphorylation
Molecular function (GO): protein binding; protein kinase activity; ATP binding
Source: RefSeq, a predicted model, not a curated record